UGCUCCAUAAAUCUGAGGGUCUUUGAGAGAGGGGAAUGAUGCUUACCCUGCCCCUCCCUUCUCCUCCCACCCCCCAAGGAGGCUAUUGAAGAGGGUAGGUCUACCAUGACGGGGAGAGGGAAUGGGGGCAGAAAGUUUUGGGUGCCUAAAAGAGGGGAUGUCGGCCAUGAUGUGGCAUGGAGAGGGGGAGUAGUUGGCAAAGGACCUGACUGCUGUGGGCAGGGGCACUGGACCCCAUCACGAGGAGGAUGAGGGUGUCCUGCUGAUGGAUAAGGUGCACACCAAGGCAGGUGGGAUUUGGGAGGUGGAGGUUCUUGUCUCCGUGGAAGCAGGCAGGUAGGGCUGAUGGCAGUUGAGGUUCUCCCAGAGGGCAGCCCUUUGUCUGAGGACCCUUCCUUGCCCAGGGACUUGUGCUCUUGGUGUGCAGUCUGCCAGCACCUGUGCCCAGGGCCUCCUGCACCCACUUUAUGGUGUGGAGCUGGCCAAGCCACCACCUCACCACCUCCUGGCUGCCCUCCCUUCCGCGACCAGGCCAAACCGGUGUUUCUGGCCCUGUGUUGGCACCCAGCCACAGCACAGAUGCUAGCCCAGCCCUGCUGCCACCUGUGCCCAUGCGUCCUGCAGAUGUCCCGCCUGCGGUGGGCAUCCAGAGUGGCCACGGAUCAAGGCGAGUGUAUGGGUGGGCUAGGAGUGAGCACAGCAGGCACCGUGGGUGGCCUCGGCCAGAGGCGGGAAGCAGCCCCCUGGGGCGGACACCUCUGGGGAGCAGGCCCAUGGCCGCUUUGAUCAAUGGCGCCAUGAGGUUGGAGCUACCUUGGCCAGUUGGGACAGGUUGACACAGCAGCCUCAGCCAAUCAGGAUGUGGAGACGUGGACGUGCAGCCAUCUCAGCCAAUCAGGACAAGGAGACGUGGGGUCACAGCAGCCUCAACCAAUCAGAACAUGGAAACACAAGGCCACAGCUGUGCCAGCCAACCAAGAUGUGGGAAGACGGAGGAGGCCCAGCAGCAGAUCAUCCGGGAGACCUUCCACCUGGUGCUGAAGCGGGAUGACCACAUCUGCAACUUCCUGGAGUGCGGCAGCCUGUUUGGUGGCUCUGACUACAAGCUGAUCUACCGGCACUACGCCACCCUCUACUUUGUCUUCUGCGUGGACUCCUCAGAGAGUGAGCUGGGCAUCUUGGACCUCAUCCAGGUGUUUGUGGAGACACUGGACAAGUGCUUCGAGAACGUCUGUGAGCUGGACCUCAUCUUCCACAUGGACAAGGUCCACCACAUCUUGCAGGAGGUGGUGAUAGGUGGCAUGGUGCUGGAGACCAACAUGAAUGAGAUCGUGGCACAGGUGGAGGCCCAGAGCAAGCUGGAGAAGGCUGAGGGAGGCCUCUCGGCCGCUCCGUCCCGCGCGGUCUCUGCGGUGAAGAACAUCAACCUGCCCGAGAUCCCUCGCAACAUCAACAUCGGGGACAUCAACAUCAAAGUGCCCAACCUGUCGCAGUUCAUGUGAUCUUCCUGUGGCCUGGGUCUCUGCCCCACUGGGGUCUCUGCCUGAGGCUCUGCCAGGCUGGCUGCAGAGAGCAGAAAGCGGUGAUGGGGCUCAGUGAGAGCGUGGUGGUGCUGCCCAUCACCUUGGAGCUAGGCCCUGCACUCCCAACAAGGGUGGCCUUUCUUCUCCCUCUCUGUAGAGGGACAUGGCCUCUCCUCACCGUGGGGGUCAGCCAGGUCCUUCCUCUCCCAGCACUUUGGGGUUCCCAGUCAUGAAACACCCCUGUAGUCAAUGGUUCCUGCAGGAGCCAGAGGUCCUUGUGUCCUCCAUCCUGCCUGUGCCCACCCUGGUCCUGCUUGCUGGGGCUGGGAAGUGUGGGGACAAUAAACUACCCUGUGACGCUG
This is a messenger RNA of Pogoniulus pusillus (Red-fronted tinkerbird), 1885 nucleotides long. It is a transcript of the gene AP3S2, whose product is annotated as adaptor related protein complex 3 subunit sigma 2. NCBI's taxonomy places the organism in Eukaryota, Metazoa, Chordata, Aves, Piciformes, Lybiidae. The record is from RefSeq and is a predicted model, not a curated record. Gene Ontology annotation, biological process: intracellular protein transport; Golgi to vacuole transport. Gene Ontology annotation, cellular component: intracellular membrane-bounded organelle; membrane coat; AP-3 adaptor complex. The transcript is spliced from 6 exons. Bases 942 to 1502 code for a protein of 186 amino acids.